Molecule: messenger RNA, 2076 nt
Organism: Parasteatoda tepidariorum (common house spider)
Lineage: Eukaryota; Metazoa; Arthropoda; Arachnida; Araneae; Theridiidae
Source: RefSeq, a predicted model, not a curated record
UUUGCGCCACCUUCAGGCCACUUCGAUUCCAAUGAUUAAUGAGUGACCUUUCGACAAACAUCUUCAGAAACUGUGACCGUCGUAAAGUACCGCUUUAAGCGAGCAGAAGGAUUUUAGAUAUGGGGGAUAUGCAUUCAUUAAGGAAACUCUACAUUAUGCGGCAUGCUGAAAGAGUUGAUUUUUGUUUUGGUUCAUGGAUACCCACAAGUUUUGACAAACAGGACAAUUACAUCCGAAGAAAUCUAAAUAUGCCUUUGUCAGUCCCUAAACGUAAAGGAGGUCCCUGGGAUUUUUUUAAAGAUUGUCCUUUAACUCGGAUGGGCCUGCAUCAAGCGACUUUGACUGGCGAGGCUAUGAAACUUAGUGGUGUCAAAUUUUCUCAUGUAUUCUGCUCACCGUCUUUGAGGUGCCUUGAAACCUGCACAAAUGUAUUAAAAGCCUCUGAACAAACUUCUUUGCCAAUUAAUGUUGAGCCAGGUUUAUUUGAGUGGCUUGGAUGGUAUGUUGAUGGCAUGCCAAAAUGGAUGACCCUUGAAGAAAUGAGUGAAAAUGGCUUCAAAGUGACGCCAGAUUACAAACCCAUUAUCUCAAUGGAGGACAUGCAUUCUAGGAAGGAAUCCAGUGAAGAGUAUUACAUGAGAAAUUACCUCAUUUCUAAAACUCUUAUUGAAAAAUAUUCAGGAGAUAUUCUGCUUGUUGCUCAUGCAGCAUCUUUAGACACGUGCAGCAGGCAGUUGACCGGCAAACCACCUAGAAACGAGAAGGAUCUUUUGACUUUAGUACCCAAAUUUUCCUACGCCAGCGUAGCACUUGUUGAACAAGAUAGCACCAAAAAAUGGCACAUCGCAAAGCCACCAUUUCCCCCUCUAAUGCAUUUAAACAAUAUAAGUUUCAAUUGGGAAAUACUGCUUGAUUGAUCGAUUCGUAAUGGUAGUUUUUUUUGUUUUUAUCAGUCUGGCUUAGUUAUCUGAAAACAAUGUUAGGUUAAGGUUGUUUUUUGAAGUCUCUUUUGUUACAUGGAAUAAUGCUUUUUAGAAAAUAUGCUAUUUUUAUAACUGUGCUUUCAUAGCAUUAGGUUAAGUUACUCCACCUUCAGUUCAUGCCUUCUAUGCCAAUUAUGAUAAUUGCUUAAAUACCAAUAUGAUGUGGCUUAACUACCACUAUAAAUAUUAAAUGCCAAAUCACUAGUAUGUAAGACAUGUUAACUUGAUUUCAUCUUGACAUACCUUUUGAUAGAUGAAGGUUGAUGUGGUCGGUAAAUAGUGCCCCUCGAUGGGGACCUGCCGACGUGAUGUUAACUUACCAACAUUGAUGAAUGGUCCACAUUAAACACAUUAAAAAAAAAAUCUGGUGAAGUAAAUAAAGUCAACCGGUAAUAUACAAUAUUGAGAAGAAGAAAAUUUAUGAGCAAAAUGUUCUAAACAAAAUUGAAGGGAAAAAAAAUGAGCGAAAAUAUAAUGAGCAAAAUGAUAUAAAAAUAAAUAAGCAAAAUACAAAACAGCAUAAAAAUCAACUAGUAGUAUUCGCUCAUCGAAUUCUAUUAAAGAUAAAAUUCUGAAAGGGGAGUAAUGUGGCAUAACUACCACUACAAAUAUUAAAUACCAUAUCACUAGUAUAUAAGACAUGUUAAUGUGAAUCCAUCUUGAGGUACCUUUUGAUAAAUGAAGGUUGAUGUGGUCAAUUAAAAAAGCCUCAGUUUUCUUCUUUUUAAUAAAAUUUUUUGAUAUUAUUUGUUUCUAUGGUUGACUCUAUGAAAUCUGCCAUUAUUUUAGAAUGUAAAGAAGUUACUGGCAAUUGGAAUUACGAAAAAUUUAAAACAUUACUCCCCAUGCAUUUAGACAUUUUCUUUUAAAAUCAUUCGAGAGUAUCAAAUUUUUUAAACUAAUUUUUCUCAACAAUACAGAACAAGAGAUUUUUAUUCCUUUCUUUCCAUUAAAUAUUCAUUUUUUUUAAUUAUUUCUCUGGAAAUUAUUAGUAAUCAUAAGGAAUGUUUGUGGAGAAUUAUCAUAUAAGUGUUAGAAUAUUUAAAUAUGGUUAAAUUUUUUCUUAUUUUAUUGAUAUGAAAAUUUUAUUUCU